Molecule: messenger RNA, 5144 nt
Organism: Salvelinus namaycush (lake trout)
Lineage: Eukaryota; Metazoa; Chordata; Actinopteri; Salmoniformes; Salmonidae
Product: inner nuclear membrane protein Man1-like
Exons: 11
Coding region: 1-2796 (931 amino acids)
Biological process (GO): nuclear envelope organization; negative regulation of BMP signaling pathway
Cellular component (GO): nuclear inner membrane
Molecular function (GO): chromatin DNA binding
Source: RefSeq, a predicted model, not a curated record
AUGGCGACGGCGCAGCUAACGGACGAUGAGCUUUUCUCUGAGUUAAAGAGCUUUGGAUUCAUUCCAGGCCCGGUUUCCGAGAACACGAGACCGGUUUAUUUGAAAAAACUAAAGAAACUACGUGAGGAACAACAACAGAAAGGAACCAGGGCGGGGAAAAACCGAAACAGUGGCAGCAUCAUCAACAACAGUAGCGGCGGUGGCAACGGCAGCUACACAGCGGCGGGAGCUUCGGGAUUCGGAGCCAGGCCAGCUAGCCGUGACGUCAAGCACCUGAGCCCUAGCAGUCGGAGCCCCAGUGGUCGACCGGUCCUGAACGAAAAGCGAACUGGUGGAGCGGGGAAGUUCGUAUUGGGCUUUAGCUCGGACGAAUCGGACGUGGACGACCCGAAGAAAAAACGAGGAGCGAACCACAGCGGUAGGAGAGACCGAGGCUCCGCGUACCAACAACAACAGCAGAUCAGGUCUACAACGGGAGCUGCCUCCGCCACUCGAAAGAGCCUGGGAGUCGCUGUGAGUACCAGCAGCAACAACUCCUCUCCCACUGGGCUACUGGAGGAGAGGAGAAGCGGACCCGGUUCUCUCGGCUGGGUGGACCGGGGAAAAUCGAGCCUCGAGGUCUCGCGGGCCGCGGAAGUGAAGGGUUACGACGAAGAGCCCGAAGAGGAAGGCGAUUUUCAGGGGGAGACGGAGAGAGACAGUCGGUCUCUGAAUGGGAACAGGGCGUCUUACUCACUGAACACCAGUAGUAAGGUAGUCGGGGAUUACUCGGAUUCGGAAGAGGAGGAAGAGGAAGAAGGGGGGAUAAUAUAUGGGCAGGACCGUCAACGAGACCGGCGUUUACAGCAACACUACUCCAGACGGAGUCACUCCUCCAAGCCGUCUCCCCACAGAAGUGCCAGGGGGUCAGAGAGCGGCCAGGAAACGACUUUAGGCAUGGAAAUCAGGCAAAAUGACACGCCUGGCGCUAGUAGGAGUCGACUAGACAUGAUGGGAGGCCGGGAGGAGGAUGAAGAGGAAGAGGGAAAGAAGCGAGGCCCCGGCGAAUCGUCCCUGAGCGGGAGCUUGCUGCGACGCCAUUACCCCAGGGGGGCCAUCUACGUGUCGGCUGUGACUGGGGAGAGCGACCGCGGCAGCCCCGGGGAGAGCAGCGGCAACAAUUCCCCGUCCUCCGCCUACAACAAAAACCACAUCGACAGCGGGGAUGGCGCCACUAGCAGCAGCAGUAGCCGAUUCAGCAUCGGCCUGAGACCACGGUUCUCCAACUACAACAGUCUAUCCGCUACUUACCGAUCCAACCAUUCAAAUCAUAGCGGUCCCAACCAUGCCUACAGCCAGGCGAGUCUCAAGCAGAAGCACACGGUGCCGGAGGAUGAGCUGCUCCAGCAAUUCAAGCGGGAGGAGGCGGGGUCGUCCACCGGUGGUUGGGGGUUCAGCGCCCACUACCUGUCCAUGUUCUUGCUCAUGGCCGCCUGCCUGUUCUUCCUCCUGCUCGGCCUCAUGUAUCUCCGGAUGAGGGGGUCUGGAGCCUCUGAGGUCGAUGUUGUCAUUAAGAACCACCCGUUUGGCAGCGAGUUUGACAGUUCUUAUAACAAGACGGAGAAAGACACCAUUCUGAAACUGCUGCUCAACCUUCACGACCACCUGGCUCAUAUUGCUGGCCAACAUGACUGUACAGACCCGGAGCAGCAGCAGGCCAACAGGAGUCUGUCUCUGAAGGAAGCCUCUGACUAUCUGGCGCAGCAGAAUGAACAGUACCGUGACUGGGUUCUCCUCUCUCUGGAGUGGAUCAUACGGACAGGGGAGGAUGUUGGCAUACGGCUGAUCGGGGAUAACCCAGAGGAGACAGUAGCGGAGGUGAGUGAGGUGACUCGUCUGGAGUCGACCCACCCCAAGAUGUCCUUCUCCUGCCGCUUCAGAAGAGCCUUCUUUACAGUCAUCCACAGGGUGCUGCUCAUCCUAUCAGUGAUUGGUCUGGUGUGGGGUGUAUUCUACUAUAUGAAGUAUCGUUGGAGGAGAGAGGAAGAGGAGACCAGGCAGAUGUAUGACAUGGUGGAGAGAAUCAUCGGUGCUCUGAGGAUCCACAAUGCAUCGUGUCAGGAGAACAAUGACCUCCAGCCCUACCUGCCCAUCCCUCACGUCAGAGACUCCCUGGUCCAACCCCAGGACAGAAAGAAGCUGAAGAAGGUUUGGGACCGGGCCGUGACAUUCCUCUCAGCCAAUGAGAGCCGUAUCAGGACAGAGUCUCAGCGGAUUGGCGGAGCUGACUUCCUGGUGUGGAGGUGGCUCCAGCCCUCUCUGAGCUGCGACCAGAUCUCACUCAUCCCCUCCAAAGUCUGGCAGGGCAAAGCGUUCCCUCUGGACAGGAGGAACUCUCCUCCCAACAGUUUAACACCAUGUCUGAAGAUCAGAAACAUGUUUGAUCCAGUCAUGGAGGUUGGUGAAAACUGGCAUCUGGCCAUCCACGAGGCCAUCUUGGAGAAGUGUUGUGACAACGACGGUAUCGUCCACAUCGCUGUCGACAAGAACUCCAGAGAGGGCUGUGUCUAUGUGAAGUGUCUGUCAGCAGAACACUCGGGGAAAGCCUUCAAGGCGCUACAUGGCUCCUGGUUCGAUGGUAAGCUGGUGACGGUGAAGUACCUGCGUCUGGACCGCUACCACCAGCGUUUUCCUCAGGCCCAGGGCUGUACCACCUCCCUGAAGCCCUCUAACACCUACAUGAACACCAUGUCCAGACUACGUCACCACACCAGCCCUGAUAGCAGCUCUAACUCUAACUCUCUAGGCUUCUCCUGAGGGGGGAGGCAGAUUACCCCAGCCUCCUCUCUCUCCCUCACAGAUACCACCGCUACCAACCCAACCAGCUCCUUCUUACCCCUGUGUAACGAUCUCACCUCAACACAGGCCCCCUUCCUUCAGUCUCCCCUUAACAAGCCUCUACUGGAGGUGAUGGCAGCUUGGUGAACCGUCUGUCUCGACUCACAGGGCUGGGUGAACCGUCUGUCUCGACUCACAGGGCUGGGUGAACCGUCUGUCUCGACUCACAGGGCUGGGUGAACCGUCUGUCUCGACUCACAGGGCUGGGUGGAACCGUCCGUCUCGACUCACAGGGCUGGGUGGAACCGUCCGUCUCGACUCACAGGGCUGGGUGGAACCGUCCGUCUCGACUCACAGGGCUGGGUGAACCGUCUCAACAAACAGGGCUUUUUUUCUCUUUUAAAUGGGACUGACUGUUGGUUGUCCACAACCUGUCUGGACCACAGGAGUGGUGGGAGGCUUUAGACUGACUGUUGGUUGGACCACAGGAGUGGUGGGAGGCUUUAGACUGACUGACUGACAGUCCUGCUGUGUUUUUUUGUCGUAAAGACCAAUCAGAGUUUUGAAAACAAAACGAUGAGCUAAACUUUGGAAGACCACUUGAACAACCAAUGGGCUGGGAGAUUGGAGACUAGGGGGGCGUGGUCUGAGCAAGCUGGAGAUGUGUGAUUCGCUGGUGCCGUCAAACACUAUUUAAUUUUUGUUAUUUUUGUAUUACAAACUUUAUGGAUUUAACAAGGAAACAAAACUUCCAUUUCGUUCUAAUGGCAUAUUUAAAACAGAUAUGAGAGAAACAACCCCUUCUUUUCUCUUGUCUCCCCAUCCUCUCCUCCCUCCCUUUUUUUAAUGAGACUGGCUCCAUGAUUUUUCAAGGAGUUGAGUCGGGCUUUACAUUGAAAUUGCUGCAUGUGUUGGUUAAAGUUAAAGCCUCUAUUUAAGCUUUUGAAUUUAUAACAUAAUCUGGAUUUUUAUUUCCUGGAGAAUGUAAUCCCUUUUCUUUCUUUUGUAGUUUUUAGUCGAGCGGCGGAGGAAAGGCAGACAUAAACAUUUAGCCGACUGAAGGGUGGGAGUGGGUGCUUAGCUGUCAGCCGGAAAUACAUGUUGACUGGUUGGCUGGUGACGGUGGCUUCCUUUUAAAUGAUCCGUAUUCAUAAAGCAAAAACCAUAAACUGUCAUUUUUGUCCUGCCUACCGCUACAAUACUCUUUAACAUACGGACGGCAUCUGAUUCUGUAUUCAGAAGUGGAAGCGUUUGUGAGAGAUUGGGAGGAUAACUUGUUGCGAGACAGUGAUUUUGGCAGGUGGUGUUGGUGCACCCCCCCCCCGUCCCGUUCCCGUCCCCGGGCCUACGUCUUGGAUAGAAAGACUCCCUCGCUGUGGAGUUUAGAGAAGAUGGGGGGGGGGGGGGGCUAAUAACGUGGGCGAUCAGUCAGUCGUCCAUUUUGUAUUUUUUGGGCUUCUUUGCUUUUCUGUCUUUUUAACUCAAUAUUGGUGGCCGUCUUAUAAGUAUCUUUCCUCCCUCAAGCAGCUGAAAGCGCUUCUCCCGUCAGUCAGAAUAGAUUCCAAUGUUAUAUUGUUUUGAGUUCCCGUUUUUAAUUAAUAACAACUAUUUGAUUGAUACUGGUUCAUGUUCUUAUUGUUCCCGCCGCAUAGACUUCUGCUGGAACAUGGGAUUCUAUACACACCUAGGCUUCCUUUUUACUGCACCCCAAAUAGCACCCUAUUUCAUUUCUAGUGCACUACUUUUGACCAGAACCCAUAGCGUAGUGCACUACUUUUGACCAGAACCCAUAGGGGUAGUGCACUACUUUAGACCAGGGCCCAUAGGGCUAGUGCACUACUUUAGACCAGGGCCCACUAUAUAGGGAUUAAAUAGGGUCCUGUUUAGGAUACGUCCGUGGACAAAACAUUAGGAACACCUGCUCUUUCCAUGGCAUGGACUGACCAGGUGAAUCCAGGUGAAAAGCUAUGAUCCCUUAUUGAUGUCACACGUUAAAUCCACUUCAAAUGUAGAUUACGGGGAGGAGACGGGUUAAAGAAAGAGAUUUGAGACAUGGAUUGUGUAUGUGUGCCAUUCAGAGUGUGUGAAUGGAUUCCCAGUAAGACACUGGUUUAAUACGUUUUGUAUAUAUUCAUGGAGGUAUAGAUGGAAUGGAAGGUGUGUGAUGUGUGAAUGUAUAGCUGUUCCAUGAUCCCUGCAAUACAGCCCUGUGUUUCUGCUGCGUGUUAAAAUGGCACACUAUUCCCUACAUAGUGCACUAGCCCUAUGGGCCCUGGUCUAAAGUAGUGCACUACCCCUAUGGGUCCUGGUCUAAAGUAGCGCACUAG